UUCUUCUUUGACGAUCUGCAAGCACGUACGCCGCAGCUGACCCAUCUGAAGAAACUACUCGAAAGCAUGGGACUAGAGUAUUCCAACGGAGAAGAAGCAAUCCAGUUCAAUGAGAUUAGUCGACAUCAUGAUCUCCUUCUGCGAACCUAUGAGGAACUUGGUCAAAAACUAGAGACUGCGUCAAACGAGCACUUCGCCUUCAUGCAAGUGAACCAGAACUUCAACCGGUGGAUCCAGCAGAAAAUGGAACUCGCCCAGAUGAAUAGCGCUUCUGUUCAAAACCUGGCACAAGUGGAAGAUGCCCUCUGCAAACUCAAGAACUUGGAAGAGGAGUUGCUGGCUGGAGUCGAACAACAACAGACCCUGGUUGAGGCCACGAACAAGGCCGCCACCGCCUCUUCGCGGGCACUGAGGGCAGCCAGCAGUCCAAACAGGUAUGAGCCAGCGGCUUGCUGGAUGACCGAAGAAGCCACGAUCACGGAGGAGAAAUGGAGGGUUCUGAAACUCGACGUCACACAGGUUUGUUGCCGGGCCUUUUUUCAGUUCGGAUAUUGCCCCUCCCUCGCAUGCACUCAAUGUACUGGUUACGGCUGUGAUCACAACUGA
Messenger RNA from Dibothriocephalus latus, 606 nucleotides. The record is from the annotation of a GenBank genome assembly. Lineage: Eukaryota; Metazoa; Platyhelminthes; Cestoda; Diphyllobothriidea; Diphyllobothriidae.